Messenger RNA from Rosa chinensis, 1905 nucleotides. Its product is annotated as inactive beta-amylase 9. The record is from RefSeq and is a predicted model, not a curated record. Gene Ontology annotation, biological process: polysaccharide catabolic process. Gene Ontology annotation, molecular function: beta-amylase activity. Bases 148 to 1740 code for a protein of 530 amino acids. NCBI's taxonomy places the organism in Eukaryota, Viridiplantae, Streptophyta, Magnoliopsida, Rosales, Rosaceae. The transcript has 3 exons.
CAUUUUACCUCAAGCUCUUCAAAACUCAUCUUCUCCUCUUCUCACAAAGCUCUCAAAUUUUCUUUCAAAAACAAGAAGCAAAUUCUGGGUUUGGGUUUUCUUACUUAAUUGGGUUCUGGGUUGUGUAAAGUUUCGAGCUUUUGGGAAAUGGAGGUUUCUGUGGUUCGAAGCUCUCAGGUGAAGAUCGGAAGGGCUGAAUUGGGGCGCAGGGAGUUGGGGUUUUGUAAAUUGAGUGGUAAUUUGAGGACCCAGAUAAGCUUUGGUCAAAACACGAGCUGGAAAAAUGGCCGGCUUCAGUUUACUCUCAGGGCUGUUCAGUCUGAAUCGGUUCGACCCGUUAAAGCUUCGGGUCCUUCCAAAAGAUCCAAUUCGAAUGACGGGUUAAGACUAUUUGUUGGGUUGCCCCUGGAUGCAGUUUCAGACUGCAAUUCAGUGAAGCAUGCCCGAGCAAUUGCGGUUGGACUAGUGGCUCUGAAGCUAUUGGGAGUGACAGGCGUGGAGCUUCCUGUCUGGUGGGGAAUUGUUGAGAAAGAAGCCAUGGGGAAGUAUGAGUGGUCAGCCUACCAUUCUCUAGCAGAGAUGGUUCAGAAAGCCGGUCUUGAGCUUCAUGUGUCACUCUGCUUCCACGCUUCUAAACAACCGAAGAUCUCACUCCCCGAUUGGGUGUCUUGCUUAGGGGAGUCCCAACCUGGUAUGUUUUUCAAAGACAGGUCAGGGCAGCAGUUCAAGGAGUGUUUAUCACUGGCUGUUGAUGAGCUUCCUGUUCUUAAUGGAAAGACUCCGAUUCAAGUUUACCAUGAUUUCUGCGAAAGCUUUAAAGCUUCGUUCUCGCCUUUCCUUGGUUCCACAAUCACGGGCGUCUCAGUGAGCCUAGGACCAGAUGGUGAGCUUCGGUAUCCUUCUCAUCACCAGUCAGUCAAACGUAGCAAAAUUCCCGGGGUUGGCGAAUUCCAAUGUUUUGAUGAAAACAUGCUCAGUGCUCUUAAACAACAUGCUGAGGCAACCGGAAAUCCUUUAUGGGGUCUUGGCGGUCCCCAUGAUGCUCCGAGCUAUGACCAGUCACCGGACUCAAACACUUUCUUCAAGGACCAUGGGGGAUCAUGGGAGUCACCAUAUGGUGAUUUCUUCCUGUCCUGGUACUCAAACCAGCUAAUCUCUCAUGGAGAUCGGAUCCUUUCCCUUGCUUCUUCAACUUUUGGUGACACAGAAGUCACAGUAUAUGGCAAAGUCCCUCUAAUGCACUCUUGGUACAAAACAAGGUCUCACCCAUCCGAGUUGACAUCUGGGUUUUAUAAUACAUCUUCUCGAGAUGGUUAUGAAGCAGUUGCAGAUAUGUUUGCAACAAACUCCUGCAAAAUGAUAUUGCCGGGACUGGACUUAUCAGACGUACAUCAACUACAUGAAUCCCGUUCUAGUCCCGAGUCAUUACUAUCACAAAUUAGAACAGCGUGCAAAAAGCACGGAAUUGAAAUUUCUGGUCAAAACUCAUCAAUUUCGGGAGCUCCAGGAGGCUUUCAACAGAUAAAGAAGAACUUGUUAGGAGAGAAUAAAAUAGACUUGUUCACUUACCAGAGAAUGGGAGCUUAUUUCUUCUCACCUGAGCAUUUUCCUUCAUUUUCUGGAUUUGUCCGAAGCCUUAAUCAAGUGGAAUUGCAGUCAGAUGAUCUAGCUUCUGACGAAGAAGCUACUGAAUCUAUUCAUGUCAACUCAGAAUCAGGAAUCCACAUGCAAGCCGCUUAGUAUGAAUUAGAAUUGUACUCGUGUAAAUAUAAACUUGUGUUCUGUACUUGUAUCUGAAGUGUGUGGUAAAAUUGUAUAAGCCUUGGCAUACAAGAAUUGUACGCUGAACCAAAUACUUUGGUCAUUCGAGAAUCGAGAUGUUUAAACUUGCCCCUAUUUUCUUAA